AAUGGCAGGUAAAAAUAAUUGAUUACAGUUAGCAUCCUGUGUGUAACAUUACCGGGAAAACAAGUUACGAGCAAACUCUUUAGUGAUAAAGUUAGAACUGGCGCAGGAUUAGAGCUAGCACGAGGUUGAGAUAAGAAAUGCCUGCUGGCCAAUGAUUUGGACAAAAACUACACCUUACUUGAAAAAUAUGGGUCCAAAACCUGGGAGUGGAAUUUUAGGUUCACUUAGAGAGAAGUUGCUCAAAAACUGGUUUGUUUUGGGAAUUGUUCUGGUCAUUCUGCUGGCAAGAGCAAACCCAGAAUUCGGAGCUAAAGGGGGGCCAUUGAUGCCAGAGAUUACCGUAAAGUACAUCGCAGUGUCACUCAUCUUUUUUAACAGUGGGUUAUCAUUAAAGACUGAAGAAUUAAAAAAAGCAUUGUUACAGGUUCAGCUCCAUACAUUUAUUCAAUCAUUUACUCUUCUGUUUACACCAUGUGCGAUGUGGAUCCUCUUGCAUUUCUUAUCAAAGACUGCUAUAAAUGUUUAUCUUAUUCAAGGUUUACAGAUAGUAAGUUGCAUGCCUCCACCUGUGUCAUCUGCUGUCAUAUUCACAAAGACUGUUGGUGGAAAUGAUGCUGCAGCCAUUUUCAAUUCUGCUUUUGGCAGUUUUCUUGGUAUCGUAGUCUCUCCAGUGCUUGUCUUUAUGUUUAUGGGUUCUUCAUCCACCGUCCCAUUCAUUGAUAUUUUUUCAAGUUUAUUUGUAACUGUGGUGGUACCAAUCCUCGUAGGACAGAUUGCUCGACAGUUUGUAAAGGGUUGGUUGGAACGAACGCAACCUCCUUUUGGAAUCAUUGGCAGCUUUAUUUUACUCCUGAUAAUCUACACAACAUUCUGUGACACUUUUUCCAACUCAAACCUUAAAAUCGAUUACUUUAGUUUGGCAUCGGUGGCUGCAACAGUAUUCCUAUGGCAAGCUACUCUAAUAACCUUGGUGUUCUUCAUCACUACGAGAGUUACUUGGUUGGGAUUUAAACCACAGGACACAGUGUGUGCAAUGUUCUGUGCCACACAUAAGUCUCUAACCCUGGGCAUCCCGAUGAUAAAGAUCAUUUACCUGGGAUCUCCUUACCUCUCCCUCCUCACAAUCCCUCUCCUCAUCUACCAUCCUACACAAAUGCUCCUUGGAGGAGUCCUCGUCCAAUCUGUUCGCUCCUGGAUGCACAGAGCUCUUAAAACCGAGCUUCCUGCUCCUAGUUAAGUGGAUGUUCACUAACGUCUCGACCUGCAUCAUGACUAUCAACGACCGGAAAAAAUAGCGACAAAGUUUGAAAAUAAUGACCAAGUACUAAUUGAUACAAACGCGCUAUGGUGCUUGUGUAGUUAGGUGUUAUUUUUCAUUAUUUAUUCAGGUUUUCCGUGUGUAGCAAAAACUGCAGUUCAAGGUCAACAUAUCUAUUUUAAAUCUAUUUAUUCCGAAGCAUUUUAGUUGUUUUUAUACACAUGUAUUUUAGGCAAUUUUUGAUCCUUUUUUAGUUGGUAUGCAUUUCCACACGUCCGAAACCAAUUCAUGAAGCUACACAAAUCGAAGUUUGUUACUUAUACCGUAUUUUGCUUAUAUUCUAUUUACUCAAGAUGCUCUUCCUGUGAAAUGUACUUAUCAAGCCUUAUAAACAUAAUAAAUGCGUCAUAUACUAUGUAAA
Messenger RNA from Ciona intestinalis (vase tunicate), 1679 nucleotides. Lineage: Eukaryota; Metazoa; Chordata; Ascidiacea; Phlebobranchia; Cionidae. The record is from RefSeq and is a predicted model, not a curated record.